Messenger RNA from Pistacia vera, 1221 nucleotides. Its product is annotated as WD-40 repeat-containing protein MSI1-like. The record is from RefSeq and is a predicted model, not a curated record. Gene Ontology annotation, cellular component: nucleus. Gene Ontology annotation, biological process: regulation of gene expression. The transcript is spliced from 6 exons. Gene Ontology annotation, molecular function: histone binding. The coding region runs from base 1 to 1221 and encodes 406 amino acids. NCBI's taxonomy places the organism in Eukaryota, Viridiplantae, Streptophyta, Magnoliopsida, Sapindales, Anacardiaceae.
AUGGAGAAAGAACAGAGGAUAAGAGAUCUACACUUCGAGUACUGGAAGAGGAACAGGACAUUUAUGCACAAUAAGAUCAUCAACCAUUUUCUCGAAUGGCCAUGUCAUACUGUUGAGUGGCUUCCUGGUAAAUGGAAGCUAUCUGACCGAGAAUGUUACGUUCACCAGUUGAUUCUUGGCACCCACGCUACCCGGAAUGAGCCCAAUUUUCUAAUUGUUGCCGACGUUCUGUUUCCUGAAGAUGAAUCUGAUCUUGGUGGCAUUGGCUGCCGCAGUGGCAAGGUGGAAGUACUUCGGAAAAUACUGCAUAAAGGAGUGGUUAAAUGUGCUCGUCACAUGCCUCAGAAUACAAGUUAUAUAGCGACCAAGACUGUUAGUGGAGAAGUCCACAUAUUUGAUCAUGUAAAAUACCCAUUAGAGCCUGCUCCGGAUAGUGUACUCACUGAACAAGAAGGUCCAGAAUUGAGGUUGCUUGGCCACAGAACUAACGGGUAUGGUUUUUCACAUGAUAAAUUAUCAUGGAGCAAGUUGAAGAAGGGUUAUUUGCUCAGUGGUGCUGAUGAUUCUCAAAUAUUUGUGUGGGACAUCAAUGCAACUCCUAACAAUGUGGCACUUCGGUCCACGCGGAGGUUUACGGGUCAUAAUGGUGCUGUACAAGAUGUAGCAUGGCAUAUGAAGAAUGAGCACUUAUUUGGGUCUGUUGGUAGUGAUAAAUGCCUAUCAAUAUGGGAUCUUCGGCAACCCGGCAGCCCUGUCCAAUCUGUUGUGGCUCACCAGGAUGAGGUCACUUCUUUAUCUUUCAAUCCCUUUGACGAACGAACUUUGGCGACUGGUUCUGCUGAUAAGAUGGUCAACUUAUAUGAUCUGCGCAAUGUUAAUAAGGCAAGAUACACAUUUACCGAUCACAGGAACGUUGUUAACCAAGUUGAGUGGAGCCCCAAGAAUUAUAAUCUCUUAGCUUCUGUUUGUAAUGACAGAAGGUUGAUAAUCUGGGAUCUUAGAAGGAUUGGUACUAAACAAAAAUUCGACCAGAUUUUUAAAGGUCCACCAGAGUUGCUCUUUGUUCAUAUUGGUCAUAAGAGCGCCAUUAAAGAAUUUUCAUGGGAUCCGAAUGGCGAUUGGGACAUUGCUAGUGUAGCCGAAGAUAACGACCUUCAAACAUGGAAGAUCACAAAUGAUUAUGACCAGGGAAGAUUGUUGUCAAGGUCAUAUCGAUUCUGA